CGGAGCGAGAGAUCAUAUCACUCUUUCAAUAUCUCUCGGUAAAAGAUCCUGUAAUACAACACAUGAAAUGUUUAACAUUCAAGUUGCAACAUCCAAUUCUCUAAAGUAGCGGAUCCAAGAACGAUGAAUACGUAAGAUAAUUCAGACGUAAGAAGUUCAUUUACAUUGAAGUUCUUUAAUAAAAAAAAAGAAGGGCAAAGCUAUAGCGACUAACAACGAUAUCCAAACUCAGGCGACCCAACAGAUGGAACUUUCCCAUAAAAACAGGAUGUAUGAAAAAUAUUUCGGAUGGAUAAGACAUGUAUCAGUAGAGCCAACUAUGUGGCUGUACAUGAUGGCGUUUAUGUUCACAUCGGUCAUAGAGCAAGAUUUGUUUAGAUAUAAAGCAUGUCGAGUGAAUCACAAUUAUUCUGAAGAAAUUUGUAGAAAUCUAAGUGAUGAAAUCAAAACCAAAGUACAGAUGACUGUCUCAGAAUUCCAUCAAUGGAACGAUAUUGCCGGACACGUGGUGCCUAUUAUCUUAGCAAUGUUCUAUGGCAACUGGAGUGAUCGACGUGGACGUAAAUUGCCGCUCAUUCUUGGUCUAACGGGCAAAUUUAUUUACUCCUUUAUGAUCGUGAUCAAUUCCAUGAUAGACACUUGGAAUUUAAACAUGGUGGUGUACACGGCGACUCUGCCGAUGAGCAUACUGGGUAGUGAUGUCGCAAUCUUCGGUAGCAGUUUCGCGUACAUAUCUGACAUAAGCUCCGUACAACAGAGAACUAUGAGAAUCACGAUCCUGGAUAUCGUUUAUCUCAGUACCAUGCCUUCGGGAGUUGCAUUUGGAUCGUACGUAUUUACACAUCUAGUUAACAUGUCCUACACGAUUAUGUUUGCUGUAAACACGACUUUGCUCUUAAUAGCGAUUAUAUAUUCGCUUGUGUGGCUUAAAUGGCAAACGUCACCACGACAGCAACCACUUUCGGGCAAUAAUUGGCUGCUAGACUUCUUCGACAUGAGACAUGUCGCUAUGACAAUGCGAACAUUGUUGAAGUCGAGGCUCAAUCAUGGCAAAUUACACCUGUGGUUGCUCCUGCUGGCGAUGUGUCUUUAUACAUUCCAGAGAGAUGAAAAGGCUAAGAGUCAGAUGUAUACCUCACUAAUCUUUAACUGGAAUGUGAUGGAUUUUAGCAAUUUUAAGACGUUCCAAUCGACUCUUUUUGUAUUAGCAAUGCUCAUUGGAGUGCCUAUCAUGAGUAAAUUAAUAAGAAUGAAGGACACUUUCAUCAUAAUGGUUGGAGCAGUAGCGCACGCAGCUGGAAGAGUAGUAUUUGUUUUAGCAAAUCAGCCAAAAUUAUUUUAUGUGGGUGCUACUGUCGCUGCGUUAGGACCAGUAAUAGCUCCAGUACUCAGAUCUAUGACCUCGAAACUUGUAUCUGUAGAGGAACGAGGGAAGGUAUUCGCGAUGCUUUCCGUAUGCGAUAACGCAGUUCCGCUAUUUAGCGGUAUUUUAUAUUCCCAACUUUACAACGCGACGAUAAAGACAGCACCAAACUCCUUUUAUUGGUUGACAUUUGCCACGCAGAUUGCUGUGCUUUUAAUAAUUCUAUUGAUUCAGUUUUCAUCAUGGUCCAAGCAUGCAACUGAGCAACAAGAUUACAUUGAUGUUGAGGUUGUGGCUCCAUCUCUUUCAAACACUACUAAAUCUAGUUCGUCGAGUAAUAUAGCAAACGAAUAGAGAGAUCGUACCUGCCUUACAUACAUAAUGCAUUGCUCAUCACAUACAUCGUUUUAUUCAAUGGAUAAUUUAU
This is a messenger RNA of Cyphomyrmex costatus, 1790 nucleotides long. Its product is annotated as proton-coupled folate transporter. Gene Ontology annotation, biological process: transmembrane transport. The transcript has 9 exons. The record is from RefSeq and is a predicted model, not a curated record. NCBI's taxonomy places the organism in Eukaryota, Metazoa, Arthropoda, Insecta, Hymenoptera, Formicidae. Gene Ontology annotation, cellular component: membrane. Gene Ontology annotation, molecular function: transmembrane transporter activity. The coding region runs from base 245 to 1717 and encodes 490 amino acids.